UGUUGGAUUUAAUUUAUCUCUCAUUGCGACGAGUAAUGCGAUUUUUGGUAACUACUACUUUUCGAACAGAGAGAGCGUUGUUCCAGCCACGAUCUUGGCUUGUCUGAGAUCUGAUGAUGUCGGUUUCCUUCCAUAGUUCACGUUGUCCACUAAUCUGGAGUUGAUGGGCACGUUUUUCUUGCGGUUUCUGGUUUUUUUUUCUCGCUGAUCUCAAACUCUGGAAUCAGAAACCGCCCUGGUCAGAUCUAGGACAACGCUUUCUCCUUCAUCCCAAACCACACAAAUCUUAUUUUUCUUAUCCUCUCAGAAAAUGUGUGACAAUCUUCGACGCCAAAUGCAGAAUAUCAGUUUGGGUAUUGCGGAUGAGCCAAUUUCUCUCCCUCCGGAGAUCUGCAACCAUGCUACAGCCGUUAACCAAUUUUUUUUGGUGGUGGUCCCCCUUAAUCCGGCGAAACAGAACCUCCGUGCCAUGAUCUCUCAACUUCCUCGCCUCUGGGGAAUGGAAUCUGCUGCUACUGGUCGCAUCAUCGGUCAAAACCGCCUCCAAUUCCUCUUUCAAUCUGAGGAGACCAUGAAUCUGGUUCUUCGCCGAUCUCCUUGGUCUUUUGCAGAGUGGAUGAUCACUAUUACCAGAUGGGCCCCUAAUCUUCCAGAUGGCGACUGUAAGAUAAUUCUUUUCCGGAUUCAAAUUUGGGGAAUACCCUUACAGUUUCUUUCGCGACCAACAAUCACCUUUAUUGGUGAUAUCUACGGUCCAGUCAUUAGUGUGGAUUUUGACGAAACUUCCACAAGAGUUGAUUUUGUGCUUCGGGUUUUAUGGGACACAGACAACCCUCUUCAUUUCCAACACAACUUCCAAUUUGAAGCUGGGGUGAAUACUAUCCUACGAUUCAAAUAUGAGAGACUUCAGAAGUUCUGUAAGCGGUGUGGCAUGAUUUCCCAUGAAAGGAAAGAUUGUCCUAUUCCAGCGAAUGAUGAGGAUGACUUCUCUGGUUCAGACGGUGAUGAUGACAGCAGCAGUAAUGACCCACACCAAAGAGGUGCGGUGGCGUCUAAGGAUCCUGCCCCAAUCAAUCACUCUGCUGAUGAUGGUAAUCCAUUAAACCCUGUUGUAACACCAUCCGAUUCUGCAAUGUCUCAGAACCUGCAGAAAGAAUUACAACUUCAGGAACUAAGGAGGGCUCGAGGAAAGUUUAGAGAAGAUGAUUCUUUGGAUGUCUUUGAAGACUCUGCUCGGGACGAAUCUGGUUUUAACAAGCGGAAGAGACAGAAAAUUGAGAGAUGCUGAAAUCUCUAACCAUGAAUGAUUGAGUGGACUUGUG
This is a messenger RNA of Eutrema salsugineum, 1322 nucleotides long. RefSeq lists its product as uncharacterized. The coding region runs from base 311 to 1288 and encodes 325 amino acids. Lineage: Eukaryota; Viridiplantae; Streptophyta; Magnoliopsida; Brassicales; Brassicaceae. The transcript has a single exon. The record is from RefSeq and is a predicted model, not a curated record.